This is a messenger RNA of Adelges cooleyi (spruce gall adelgid), 1608 nucleotides long. It is a transcript of the gene Sap47, whose product is annotated as synapse-associated protein of 47 kDa. NCBI's taxonomy places the organism in Eukaryota, Metazoa, Arthropoda, Insecta, Hemiptera, Adelgidae. The record is from RefSeq and is a predicted model, not a curated record. The transcript is spliced from 10 exons. The coding region runs from base 1 to 1164 and encodes 387 amino acids. Gene Ontology annotation, cellular component: synapse; cytoplasm.
AUGUUUAACGGAAUCACCAGUCAAGUAAGCAGUUGGAUUGGUAAAAAACAAGAGGAUGCCGAAGAGACGGUGCCUUCCCCGAAAACUGAACUGCCCGAAGAUGUCGAAAAAAAGCCCGAAAGUCCUACAAAACCGACUAGUAAGUUAGAGAUGCUGGGUAAUGUGAAAAACCAAAUGUCAAGCUGGAUAGGGAGUGGUAUAUCCGGACUCCGUAAGAGUGACAGUGAAGUUGUUCCUGAUCCUCCGGCCGAACUUUUACAAGAAACUACAGAAGAUGCUAAAGAAAAAGAAGAUGAUAAUUCAAGUGCAACUGGAGAUCCCGAUACUCCCGUCUCGGAAACUGAAGACGAUUUGGGAAACCCUCAAGGAAAUGUGUCUACUAAAGCUCUUCAAGGCGCAAAGUCAAUUGGGAGCUUUUUGUACAGUGCGGUAAAUAAAGCAGGUAAAACUGUAAGUGAAGCAGGGGCAAAAAUUAAGAAAACUGUUGGAGAAAAUGGAAUACUUGGAGAGUUGAACAAAGAGCAAGAGACAUUUUUAAAAGAUAAAAAGGGUAAUGGUGUAGCAGCAGUUCCACCCUGGGUUGGUCUUCCAAACGAAGAGGCAGUUAAGGCUGAAUGUUUGUCAUUGUCUACGGAUAGACGUAAUUUUGUACGCAGUCCCCCAGUUGGAGUAGAUUUCAAUUUUGACUACGCAACAUCCUAUCCAGUGGCUUUGUCUAUUCUAUCUGAAGAUCCAAAUUUAGAAAAAAUGCGAUUUGAUCUAGUUCCAAAAAUUAUAAACGAGGAAAGUUUCUGGCAAAACUAUUUCUACAGAGUUAAUUUAAUAUGCAGUGCAAACAAUCUGGAGUCGUUAGAAACAAAAGAUUAUGAUAUAACAUCUAAUACUACAUCAGAUUUGACAGACACCGGUGACAAUGAUACUUGCAAUUAUGUAAAAGAAUCAGAGUUUGUAUCAGAUACGUUUGCUGAGCAUGAUUCAAACGAAAUAAAUGAAAUAAGAGAAAGUUUGAAGAAAAGUUUGGGAGUUAACUCUUCAGAAAACGAAGAACAUUGGGAACAUGAGUUGGAGGCUGAACUGCAAGAAUACGAGAUUGUAAAAGACAACGAGGAUGGCCAAACAAAUAACAUUAAAACCGGAUCCAAUGAUGUAUAUGACCUCAAUUAAAUUUUGCUAUUCCAAAGAAGCUACGAUAAAUUAAAUGGAAUUUCCUAUUCAUAAUCAAAUUAUGUAAGUCAAGUUUUUUCAAAAGGAUACGUCCAAAAUAACACAUAUGUCUGUAAACACGCUGUUAAGGAAAAUAUUAAUAAAGUUUCACAAUUUACAAUUUCACAAAUAAUUUAUAUAGUAUCAAAAACACAAAUUAAUUAGUUAAAAAAGGAUACAAAAAGUCCACUUAGAAAACCUCCUGUUAAAAGGCUAUGUCUGGUAAGAAAAUAUUUCUGCCAAAAAUUACCAGCUUUGUAUAACAACAGACCCUGAAAUAAAAAAAAGUAGCAAUUAUAAAAUGUUAACAACUUACAGUUUUUUUAUGCUGUGUAAUUCUAAAACAAACAGUCAAUUAGUCAUUUAAAAUAUUUGUUUUAUUACUAUUAAAAAUGUGUUAAAAUU